UCUGCAUUAACAAAUGGAUCAAAAGCCCAGGUCACGUUGUGACCUCCAUGGCCCAGGGAGGAAACAGAUCGAGUUUCCAGUUUCCUUCAUUUGGAAAUUAGGACCUAGGAAUCGUGAAGUCCGUGGCUUUUCGCAAACAUUAAAUCAGACACAAACAGAUUCCCCAUCCCCUAAUCCUGUGUCACCAGUGCCUUUGAAUAACCCAACAAGUGGCCCAAGAUAUGGAACUGUGAUACCCAAUCGAAUCUUUGUAGGAGGAAUUGACUUUAAGACAAAUGAAAAUGAUCUGAGAAAAUUUUUUUCCCAAUAUGGGUCUGUAAAAGAAGUGAAGAUAGUAAAUGACAGAGCUGGAGUGUCUAAAGGGUAUGGUUUUGUCACUUUUGAAACACAAGAAGAUGCACAAAAAAUUCUGCAAGAGGCUGAAAAACUUAAUUAUAAAGAUAAGAAACUAAACAUUGGUCCAGCAAUAAGAAAACAACAAGUAGGGGUCUCUCGUUCUAGUGUAAUGCCAGCUGCUGGAACUAUGUAUCUAACCACUUCAACAGGAUACCCUUACACUUACCAUAAUGGUGUGGCUUAUUUUCAUACUCCAGAGGUCACUUCUGUUCCACCACCUUGGCCUUCACGUGCCAUAUGUAGUUCUCCUGUGAUGGUAGCUCAGCCUGUUUAUCAGCAACCUGCAUAUCACUACCAGGCCCCAACACAAUGUCUACCAGGACAGUGGCAGUGGGGUGUUCCUCAGUCUCCUGCCUCUUCUACUCCAUUCUUAUACCUACAACCUUCUGAGGUAAUUUAUCAACCCAUGGAGAUUGCACAAGAUGGUGGAUGUGUUCCUCCUCCACUAUCUCUGAUGGAAGCAUCUGUUCCAGAGCCUUAUUCUGAUCAUGGAGUUCAAGCAACAUAUCAUCAGGUUUAUGCUCCAAGUGCCAUUGCUAUGCCUGCGCCUGUGAUGCAGACUGAAGCAAUUAAAACAGUGUGGAGCAUUCAUUAUUAAGACAACUGGGUGGCUGUCGUCCGACUCGACUGAUUUCUUGUCCAGUGCUC
This is a messenger RNA of Fukomys damarensis (Damara mole-rat), 1044 nucleotides long. RefSeq names its product boule homolog, RNA binding protein (gene Boll). NCBI's taxonomy places the organism in Eukaryota, Metazoa, Chordata, Mammalia, Rodentia, Bathyergidae. The record is from RefSeq and is a predicted model, not a curated record. The coding region runs from base 14 to 994 and encodes 326 amino acids. The transcript has 11 exons. Gene Ontology annotation, molecular function: RNA binding; protein binding.